AUGCUUCAUGCUGAAAGUAGAGUAAGGCUCUUGGAGUGUCAGGAUGAAAUUGAACCUUGUUCUAAAAAAAUGAAGUCAACAGAAGGGACUUACGAGAAACUCACUGAUGAUGAUAACCAAGGUAUUCAAGAGGAAGUGGAUGCUGAGAGAACAUCAGAUGAUUUGAUAUCAGUGUAUGCCUCAGAUAACCAAGGGCAACAUGAAAUGCAGAAGCAAGAGAAAAUACCUACUGGUGUCUUGGGAGCACUGAAUGAAGUGCUCCCUGAUUAUAAUCUAGUGCUUAGUCAGCCAGUUGAUUCAGAAACUGUGUGGAAUGUAAAUCUUCCAUUUGCAUCCAUAAAUGACACUAAAGUUGAAGAAAAGAAAGGCCCCACAAAUAGUAGUGGUGAAGAUAAUAUUAGAAAUGGCAGUACAUCAUUCUCAGUAAAUAGAAAUGCAUCAGAUGAAGAGUUUUUUACAAGUAAAGAAUUUAUCGGACCGAUUUACAAGCCUGCUAAAAGUGACAAACAGGACAAAUCUGGCAGUUGCAAUGAAUGUAGAAGCAGUGAGGGAGAUCAGAAUGAAUUGCCUGAGAACAGAGCUAAAAGAAAGGAGUCAGAGAAGAUGCAGACUAUUUCUUCUGCUGUACCAGAAAUAGAUGAUGAACUGGACCAGUUCUAUAAAGAAAUUCACCAGCUGGAAAAUGAAAAUUUAGAUUCUAAUUUUCAGGGAAAAGCAACUGAAACUUCUCAGGAACAAUACUCUCCGUAUAACUGUAGUCAAACCUCACAAGAGGAUUAUCAACGCAUAUUGUUGGGCAGCCCACAACCAUUUUAUGAGAAUGGACAGUGUUUCUUUGGGGAACAGAACAGUCAGAAAACAAGCAAUGAGCAGCAGUUUGUCAUGGAAACAAGUGGCUGGAAAACUGAAAAUACCUUUAAUGGACAAGUAGAUUUUAAAUAUUUUAACUACUCGGUGCCUGAAUUCAGACCUGCUUGGCAGUCAACAGAGUCUUUCAUAGUACCUCAGGGACCUCUUCCUUCUAGAUUCAACCAUCAAUCGAAUUUGCAGAUACUUACUUCCCCACCACAAAAAACAAAUGUUCUCCCUUCUCAGAGUGGUGGACUUCCUUACAAAAAUUAUCAUGGUUACCAUGGAAUUACUGAUACCAACAGUCACGGACCAUUGCUUGAUCAAAGUACCAACUAUGCUGGUCAUACUGAUAUCCAUACUACUCAGGUCUUCAGAAAUGGAAAUAAUGACCAGAAUGGACUCCAAAAUAAUGGUUUCUGUGAAACCAGAGAAGAGUGUUGGAAGGAUCCAAAAGCUGACAACACAGAAGGAAUGCACAGCUUUUCUUCCUUGCAGUUACCUGAAGAAAGAUUCGGUUGUUCACAGAAAUUGCUCCUUAUCUUAAGAGGCCUUCCUGGUUCAGGGAAAUCAACACUUUCUCGUAUUUUGCUUGGUCAAAGUCGUGAUGGCAUUGUAUUCAGCACCGAUGAUUAUUUUCGUCAACAAGAUGGAUAUGCAUAUAAUGCUGCUCAGCUUGGUGAUGCCCAUGACUGGAACCAGAAGAGAGCAAAGCAAGCAAUGGAGCAGGGAAAAUCUCCAGUUAUAAUAGACAACACUAAUACUCAAGCCUGGGAAAUGAAGCCAUAUGUGGAAGUGGCCCUAGAAAAGGGAUAUAAAGUGGAGUUCCAUGAGCCAGAUACUUGGUGGAAGUUUGAUCCUGAAGAAUUAGAAAAGAGGAAUAAGCAUGGGGUCACUCGUGAGAAGAUUGCUCAGAUGUUGGAACGAUAUGAAUAUCAAAUAUCCAUACCUAUUGUCAUGAAUUCAGUGGUACCUCCCCACAAAAACACUCAAAGGCCACCUCUGCAGCGAAGACAUAGGUGGGGAGGCAAUACAGACUCAUGGAAUUCUUUCAGUAUUUCCAGUAGCCGAUAACACAGUUGCAGUCAGUUAAUAAAAAUCUGUUUCUUGCCCUUCUAAAACACAUCAUCGCCUCCAAUAAAGUAGUGGAUCUUCUGUGUUUUAAAUAGGCCCAUUUCAAGACCAUUUUCUUCUGGAGGUUGUUCCUUUAAUGGACUUGCGUGUAAAUAAAAUUGUACAUUAAAUGUUUUUUAAAGCUAUAUUUAUUACAGUUGUAAUAACUUUGAUUUUAGUAAAAUAUUUAAUAUAGUAUGACAUAUAGCAGAGUCUUCCUUCAUAAACCUAAGACAAUGAUGUUGUCAUAUAUCAAGUAACUGUUGAGCAGUUUUUUUUAAAGAAGAGGUCAUAUUAGAUAUAUUUUAAAAGAGAAUUAAAGCCCCAGAAGAAGAGGUUAUUUAUGUAAUAACCAAUUUUAGUGAUUGUCAUUUAGUCGUCUUAUCUUUUAGGAGAUUUUUUUUAA
Molecule: messenger RNA, 2368 nt
Organism: Fulmarus glacialis (Northern fulmar)
Lineage: Eukaryota; Metazoa; Chordata; Aves; Procellariiformes; Procellariidae
Gene: N4BP2L2
Product: NEDD4 binding protein 2-like 2
Exons: 5
Coding region: 1-1923 (640 amino acids)
Biological process (GO): negative regulation of transcription by RNA polymerase II
Cellular component (GO): nucleus
Molecular function (GO): transcription corepressor activity
Source: RefSeq, a predicted model, not a curated record